AUGAGGUCGCGCAGGCUGCACAGACUCACCGAGACGAGCACCCGGUUGUACCCCGCAAAACAGUUCCACCAAGCUUCCGUGACUAGUGCGACAGUUGCAAAGCAGCUGUGUGCCGGCCGCAUCGAUGCACCGCCCGGCCAGAGACAACACGACGUAUAGCGGCAACCGAGCGGACGGCGACUCCACCAACAUCUACGGCAACGUCUACGGCGAUGUGCACCUUCCGGGACGGCCUCGCGAGGCUGGCGAAGCAUCGUCCCAGCAGUGCCUGCGCGACCUGCGGGUGACGGACCCGCGCGAAGACCGGGCGCGCAUUGAAGGCGACAAGGACAAGCUGCUCCGAGACUGCUAUGCCUGGGUGCUGGACGACGCCAGCUUCCAGCGAUGGACGACGCAGGAAGCGUCGCGGCUGCUGUGGAUUAAGGGCGACCCAGGCAAAGGCAAGACGAUGAUGACGAUGGGUGUGAUCGCUGAGCUGUCGCAAGGAGAUAGAGCUAGGCCACCGCCGAGGACAAUGUCGAAGAUACUCGCGAAACUCAAACUCAACUCGAAGCAGGAUAGUAAGGGAGCGUCAGUACAGCGUCUUGUGACCUACUUCUUCUGCCAGAGCACGCUACCAGAGCUUAACAACGCGGUGUCGGUCCUUCGCGGGCUUAUCUAUAUGCUUAUCACACAGAGAGAAGAGCUUAUGCACCCUGUGCAGAAGCGGUACGAGGCCGUAGGCAAGCAGCUGUUCGAAGGGCCCAACGCCGUCUAUGCGCUGCGGGAGUUACUGUCAGAUAUGCUUAACAACGCCUCGCUGCCGCCGACGUACCUGCUUGUCGAUGCGCUCGAUGAGUGCACGUCUGGUCUGUCUGAGCUACUGCACAUCAUCACCGAUGCCAGCCUUGGACGACAGUCAAGCGUCAAGUGGCUAGUGACGAGCCGCAACGUGGCAGAGAUCGAGCGGUAUCUGCAGCCUGAUUCGCUCGGCGUCAAAGUGAGCCUUGAAGUACAGGCCAGCUACGUGUCAAGAGCGGUUGCGACGUUUGUGACAUACAAGGUGCAGCGGCUGGCGAUCGUGCAAAGAUACGAUACAAGGUUGCAAGCGGAAGUGCAGCAGCAGCUCCGCGACAAGGCGGAAGGCACGUUUCUGUGGGUGUCGCUGGUGUGCAAAGAGCUGGAGAAGGUGCCGCUCUACCGCACACAAGAGGUGCUGCAAGCACUGCCGCCGGGGCUCGACCCGUUGUAUGACCGGAUGAUGGGACAAGUCUUAGGGCAGGACGCAAGGACUGUGGGGUACUGCAGGUCCAUUCUGCGUACCAUUACCCUUGUCUUCCGGCCGCUGCAGCUCAGCGAGCUCGCCGCAACUGCAGGCCUCCCUCGCGACCAGUUCAGCGACGAGCAAGCAGUCGCCGACCUUGCUGGCCGCUGCGGCUCGUUCCUGACCGUGCGUGAAGGCGUUGUAUCCUUCAUCCACUUGUCUGCCAGAGACUACUUCACACUAGGCAGUGGCAAGCAAAUUGUCGAUGGUACGCUUGUGGAAGAUCAUAGGUGGCUGACCGAGCGGCUGCUAGAGGCGAUGAGUAGCACGCUGCGGAGAGACAUGUGCGGCCUACAGAAGCCGGGAGCGCGCAUACAGGAGGCGAUCAGUCAGGUCCCCAACAGCAGUUUGCCGCAGAUUGCAUACGCAUGCGAGUACUGGGUCAAACAUAUUUGGGCAGGCAGGCAAGACUGCAAAGAUCUCGUAGCAGAUGGUGGCAAAGUGUACAGCUUCUUUCAGAAGCACCUGCUGCACUGGCUCGAGGCAAUGAGCCUGCUGCAGAAGAUGCCGAAGGCCGUACUCGCGCUGCAGCAGCUGCAGCGAUCACUACCUGUGGCAGGAAGUACAACGGUGUCCAAAGUCGUUCACGAUGCUAUGCGGUUUGCGAUGUGGAGUGGAUCUAAGAUACAACACGCGCCACUGCAAGUGUACUACAGCGCGUUGGUGUUUGCGCCAAAACAGAGCGUUGUUCGGCAUCAAUUUAGUCAGGAGAUGCCAAAAGGUGUUAAAGUGAUGUCUGGACUCGACACGAACUGGGGUCCUUUACUGCAGACGCUCGAAGGUCAUGUUGGCAGUGUCAGCAGCGUGGCCUUCUCAGCAGUAGGAGAUCGACUGGCGUCGGCUUCGUUCGACGAGACGAUGCGGGUGUGGGACGCGCAGACUGGACAGCUGCUACAGACGCUCACGUGCCGUACAGCCUGGGUUCAUGGCGUGGCCUUCUCCCCAGCAGGAGAUCGACUGGCAUCAGCUACAUCGGAUACGACUGUGCGGGUGUGGGAUUUGAAGACUGGUCAGCCGCUGCACACACUCAGAGGCCAUACGAGCGGUGUCAUCAGCGUGGCCUUCUCGGCAGUAGGAGAUCGACUGGCAUCGGCUUCGUACGAUCAGACGGUGCGGGUGUGGGACGCGCAGACUGGCGAGCCACUGCAUACGCUCAAGGGCCAUACCGACAGGGUCAACAGCGUGGCCUUCGCAGCACAAGGUGAUCGACUGGCAUCGGCUUCGUUCGAUAAGACGGUGCGGGUGUGGGACGUGCAAACUGGACAGCCGCUGCACACGCUUAGAGGCCAUACGAGUGGUGUCAGCAGUGCAGCCUUCUCAGCAGCGGGAGAUCGACUGGCUUCGGCUUCGUACGAUCAGACGGUGCGGGUGUGGGAUGUGAAGACUGGCGAGACGCUGCACACGCUCGAAGGCCAUACAGACGAUGUGAACAGCGUAGUCUUUUCGGCGGCAGGUCAUCGACUGGCAUCGGCUUCAGGGGAUCGAACCGUGCAAGUGUGGGAUGUACAGACUGGACGGAGAUUACAUACGCUUAGAGGCCAUACGGAUCGUGUCCGCAGCGUGGCCUUCUCGGCGGCAGGAGAUCGACUGGCAUCGGCUUCAGACGACUGGACGGUGCGGGUGUGGGACGCACAGACUGAACAGCCGCUGCAAACGCUCAAGGAACACGCUGACGGGGUCAACAGCGUGUCUUUCUCGACAGCGGGAGAUCAACUCGCGUCGGCUUCGUUCGAUAAGACCGUGCGAAUAUGGGAUACGCAGACUGGACAACUGCUGCACACGCUCGAGGGCCAUACAGGCUGGGUCUACAACGUGAGCUUCUCGACAGCGGGAGAUCGACUGGCAUCAGCUUCGUACGAUGAAACAGUGCGGGUGUGGGAUACGAGGACUGGACAGCUGCUGCAGACGCUCAAGGGCCACAUGGACCGUGUCUACAGCGUUGCUUUCUCGGCAGCAGGAGAUCGACUGGCAUCAGCUUCGUACGAUGAGACGGUGCGGGUGUGGGACGCGCAGACUGGACAGUCGCUGCUUACGCUCCAGUGUUUAGCCUGGGUCUACGGCGUGGCUUUCUCGGCGGCAGGAGAUCGACUGGCAUCGGCUUCAUCCGACUGGAUGGUGCGGGUGUGGGACGCGCAGACUGGACAGCUGUUGCACACACUCAAGGGUCAUACAGGGUGGGUCCGCAGUGUGGCCUUCUCGGAAGCAGGAGAUCGACUGGCAUCGACCUCAGACGAUCAUACGGUGCGGGUGUGGGAUUCACAGACUGGACAGCUGCUGGACACGCUCAAGUUCCAUGCAGGCUGGGUGAGUAGUGCCGCUUUCUCUGCGGAUGGAACAUAUCUCGAAACUAGCCUUGGGUCGAUGCCGCUACCUGCAUCAGUCAUGUCUGUAUCUUCACUGACUCCUCAGCCAACACAUCGCAUCCUCGUUUCAGGGAGAUGGCUGACCGUGAAUUCAGACGGUUUACUCUGGAUACCUAUCAACUACUUCCCUAGCUGCACAGCUGUCAGAUGCCACAUGGUUGCGUUUGGGUACACUUCUGGAAGGGUGUUGCUCCUAGGGUUAACUUAAAAGGUGCGCACGCACAGUCUUUUCAUCGUUACUAGCUGCAUUCACAUAGCAAGUCUAGAGAAGCAGCAUAUUUAGUGC
Molecule: messenger RNA, 3952 nt
Organism: Macroventuria anomochaeta
Lineage: Eukaryota; Fungi; Ascomycota; Dothideomycetes; Pleosporales; Didymellaceae
Product: Pfs, NACHT and WD domain protein
Exons: 2
Coding region: 125-3874 (1249 amino acids)
Molecular function (GO): protein binding
Source: RefSeq, a predicted model, not a curated record